Messenger RNA from Telopea speciosissima, 840 nucleotides. RefSeq lists its product as uncharacterized. Gene Ontology annotation, molecular function: proton transmembrane transporter activity. The record is from RefSeq and is a predicted model, not a curated record. NCBI's taxonomy places the organism in Eukaryota, Viridiplantae, Streptophyta, Magnoliopsida, Proteales, Proteaceae. The transcript has 3 exons. Gene Ontology annotation, biological process: proton motive force-driven ATP synthesis. Bases 162 to 530 code for a protein of 122 amino acids.
UCUCCCAAGACUAACUGCUUCAAGCCUUCAACAAAGGAGGGUGUGUGGCGAGAAGCUUAAGGAGGCACUUUCCAAAUUGCUGUCUCUGCAUCUCUCAACCUAUCUUUCAUUCCUCCGAUUAGUGAAGGAAGAACAAGGUAAGGUUUAAUUUAGAGGAGUUCAUGGCGUCCAAGUUACAACAAAUACAGUCAAAGGCUGUUCAAGCUUCAAAAUUUGUGGCCAAGCAUGGAUGUGCUUACCAAAAGCAGUUAUUGGAGCAGAACAAGAAAUACAUCCAAGAACCACCUACUAUUGAGAAAUGUAACGAAUUGUCAAAACAGCUCUUCUACACUCGUCUUGCAAGUAUUCCUGGUCGUUACGAGUCCCUCUGGAAAGAACUUGAUUACGUCAAGCAACUUUGGAAGAGUAGGCCGGAAUUGAAGGUUGAGGAUGCUGGCAUUGCUGCUCUGUUCGGGCUGGAGUGCUAUGCCUGGUAUUGUGCUGGUGAGAUCGUUGGAAGAGGAUUUACAUUCACCGGCUACUAUGUCUAAGCAAGGCAAUCUUGAGAAAAACUAGUUGUGGGCGUUCAUUCAUAAAUUUCUCAUUAAGGGUGAUUUUUGUCACUUACCUAAUUCUAAAUGUGAAAUUUUGUUUUUCCUACAAAAAUUUGAAGCUGACGAGUCAGCAUGACAAGAAGUGUGGUAGAAUCAAUAAUCCACCUAGUUGGCUAUUUUUUUUUCGUCUUAAUGAAAUUGCUCUUGAUUGGAAUUGGACCUUGAAUUAAGUUUUACCUCGUCAGUUUCUAUGAGAUACUAGUGCUGCUAUUUGUGAAUAAACUUCUUGAAUAGGUUUAUUUGGAUC